Messenger RNA from Bombyx mori (domestic silkworm), 6456 nucleotides. It is a transcript of the gene clu, whose product is annotated as clustered mitochondria protein homolog. Gene Ontology annotation, biological process: intracellular distribution of mitochondria. NCBI's taxonomy places the organism in Eukaryota, Metazoa, Arthropoda, Insecta, Lepidoptera, Bombycidae. The transcript is spliced from 24 exons. Gene Ontology annotation, molecular function: protein binding; mRNA binding. The record is from RefSeq and is a predicted model, not a curated record. Gene Ontology annotation, cellular component: cytoplasm. The coding region runs from base 301 to 5172 and encodes 1623 amino acids.
AUAGCGAAUUGUAAAAAAACGUUGCAUUUUUAUUCAGAACAUCAAUUUUAUGUACCUAAAUAGAAAUAAUUUAUUGGAAACUUUUUCAAUCUUCCUAUUUCCUAUUUCCCAAAAGGUUAUUUUUUGUGACUUAUGCCAUUUAUAUAGCUAUUCAUUAGCUGCAGAACAAAAUAAAAUGGCCAUUUAUAUCAUUUGCGAUUUGAUUUGGUUUUAUGUACUAAAAAUUUCGUCCACAUUUAUGCUGAGAGUGGAGCCGUAUCGUUGCGGUCAAUUUGAACAGGAUUGAAUCCUCGUGUUGUGAUGGCACUCGGUAGUGAAGUGAGUGAUAAUUCUGCAAAAAGUACUUCUCAAAAAGUGAAAAAAUGCACAGCGAACAAUUCAGUGAUCGAGAAAAAUUUCAGUGACAAUGGUACCAUCAAAGUUGAAAAACAAGAUAAGCAAGUUAAGAUGAAGAAAGAUGUCUGCCCGAAGAUGGCAUCCGCCAGCAACGGUUAUGCUAACAGUCUUAACGGCCGCGCUGAUGACGAGGGUGGUGGCGAGAGUGGCACGCCGCGUGUUUCCUACGCGGCUGCCGCUCGUAAGCCAGUCUCGCCUCAGUCUAGUAACACUCCUGCAUCUUUUACGCUAAAUACAGAACACCAGAAGUCGAAGAUCAAUGUUGAAAAGGAAUCACAACAAAAAUUAAUAAAUUCUACAACAAACGUCAACGGUAUGGCUUCAAUAUCAAACGAUAUUGAAAUAAAUAAUUCUAAAUUAACUAUCAAAGAGCCAGCAGUAAAUGGCACGGAAAAAAGCACUGAGACCAUAAUAAAUGGCGAUUCAAAAAACGUUUUAGAUUGUGAUACUAGAAGUAGUGAUAAUACUAAAGUAGUUGUAAACGGCAAUAAUAGUGAUUCCGAAGAAACUAAAUCUACGAAGUCGGAAGAAGAUCUUAAAACUGUUAUAGUAACAAAAUGUCCAAAUAAAACGGCCGUGAUGGACAAAAAGAAAGAACACAAGAAGAACAGGUCUUUGGAAAAGUGCAAUGACGCUGAAAAGAAGACUGCUCAAAACGUAGUGGAGGAUAAAAAAGACAAUAGUUCAUCUGUUAAUAUAAAUAAUGCCAUAGAAAAAAAUAAUAGUGAUUCAAAUAAAGUGGUUAAUGGCGAUAGAGAUAGGGAGUCCUCGCCUAGUGAAGAUGGCGAUGAAAAGAAAAGGGAUGCUGAGGUCGUGUUUAUACAAGACUUGGGUUUUACGGUUAAAAUCGUUAGCCCUGGAGCUGAACCAUUGGAUAUACAAGUAUCAAGUAUGGAACUUGUACAAGAAAUACAUCAAGUACUGAUGGAUCGAGAAGAUACAUGUCAUCGAACGUGCUUUUCACUGCAACUGGAUGGAGUUACUUUGGAUAAUUUUGCCGAAUUGAAGAAUAUUGAAGGGCUAAAAGAAGGUUCUGUUAUUAAGGUGAUGGAAGAGCCGUACACAAUGCGAGAAGCGCGUAUCCACGUUCGACAUGUUAGAGAUCUUCUGAAAUCCAUCGAUUAUACUGAUGCUUAUGCCGGUCAAGAGUGUAGUUCAUUGGCUUUUCUGAACGUCAUCACGCAAGGAGAUAUUUUAGAAAAGAAGAAAUCUCGACCAGAAAGCGUGGACUGUACUCCUCCAGACUACAUAAUGCCGUCCAGCACGGAGCGUCCACUGUUGCCGCUACACCCGGGACUCACUAAAGAGAAUAAGGCGCCGCAGUGUCUCAAAGUACUGACCACAUCGGGCUGGAAUCCUCCACCUGGUCCUAGGAAGAUGUGCGGAGACCUUCUUUAUUUACACGUGGUGACCCUUGAAGAUCGACACUUCCACAUAACGGCCUGCCCUAGGGGCUUCUACCUCAACCAAUCCACCGAAGAAGUGUUCAAUCCUCGACCAGCUAAUCCGUCUUUACUUUGUCACUCGCUCAUUGAACUCCUGAGCAUCGUGUCGCCGGCCUUCAAACGGAACUUCGCGCUAGUACAAAAGCGGCGUAUGCAGAAACAUCCGUUCGAGAGGGUCGCCACACCAUACCAGGUUUAUCAGUGGGCCUCGCCUAUGCUCGAUCACACUGUUGACGCCAUCCGUGCUGAAGACACAUUUUCAUCGAAAUUGGGCUACGAAGAGCAUAUUCCUGGUCAAACCCGAGACUGGAAUGAGGAGUUGCAGACAACGCGCGAGUUACCAAGGUCCACUUUACCCGAGCGACUUCUGCGUGAAAGAGCCAUUUUUAAGGUCCACAGUGAUUUCGUUGCUGCCGCGACUCGAGGAGCCAUGGCUGUGGUCGAUGGUAACGUGAUGGCGAUCAAUCCAGGGGAAGAACCGAAGAUGCAGAUGUUCAUCUGGAACAAUAUCUUCUUCUCGUUGGGCUUCGACGUACGCGAUCACUACAAAGAUUUGGGCGGAGAUGCGGCGGCUUUUGUUGCUCCGCGCAAUGACUUGCAAGGCGUUCGAGUGUACAGCGCAGUAGACACCCCGGGGCUGCACACCCUGGGCACGGUGGUGGUGGACUACCGCGGGUACCGGGUCACGGCUCAGUCCAUCAUCCCGGGAAUACUGGAGAAGGAGCAAGAACAGAGCGUUGUAUACGGCAGCAUCGACUUUGGAACGACCGUACUCUCGCACCCUAAGUACAUGGAACUGUUGAGCAAAGCUGGACAGCAGUUAAAGAUAAUGCCCCAUUCAGUUAUCAGUGCGAAUGGCGAGGUGGUUGAGUUGUGCUCCAGCGUUGAAUGCAAGGGAAUUAUAGGAAACGACGGACGUCAUUACAUUUUAGACUUGCUGCGCACUUUUCCACCGGAUGUCAACUUUUUACAAUUGGAAGAUGACGAACUCAGAGAAGAUAUAAAAUCCAUGGGCUUCCCGAUUAUCCACAAGCACAAACUAUGUUGUUUGAGACAGGAAUUAGUCGAUAGUUUUGUUGAGGCUCGUUAUUUCAUGUUCAUUCGCUAUGCCGCGUUCCACUUGCAACAGUUAAGCGCGAAGCGUCAGCGCGAUCAGAAUGAUGAUCAGAAGUCAAUCGAACCGAACAAGGAAAGCGAAAAGAAAGAUAAUACAGACUCAGAGAAGAAGAAGAGAGACAAUAAAAGCCAAGAGAAAGAGACCAAAGAUAAAAAGAAAAAGGAUGAAUCUAGUAGUGUUAAAAAAGAAGAAAGUAAGAAAGAAAUUGAAUUAAAUGAUGUUAAGAUUGAGAAAGGGAAAGAUGAUGAAUUAUUGUUGAACGACAACUAUUCAGAAAUAGACACGGAUGUUGCCAAGAAAAUUGUUGAAAGCAUUACGGACUCAAUUUGCAGCGGAGAGAAACAAGAGAAUGACUCGGGCGAGCGUUCCCGCGCAGUGGUGGCGGCGGCGGCGCGCGCUGUGGCCUCGCUCAAGGAGUCGGAGUUCGACGUGCGCUUCAACCCGGACGUGUACUCCGCCGGCAUCAAGCACGCCGCCGCGCCCGAGCACCUCGCCAAGCAACGGCACCUCGUCAAGGAAGCGGCCGCCUUCCUGCUCACCACGCAGAUCCCGGCCUUCGUGCGGGAGUGCGUGGAGCAGAGCGUGGCGCCGAUGGACGGCGCGGGGCUGACGGAGGCGCUGCACGCGCGCGGCAUCAACGUGCGGUACCUGGGCCGCGUGGCGCUGGCCCUGGCUGCGCACCCCUCGCUGGCCUACCUGCACGCCAUCGCGCUCGCCGACCUGCUGCUGCGCGCCGCCAAGCAUCUCUACACGGCCUACUUGCAGGGUUGCGAGCCUAUGUGCAUCGGUUCAGCUGUAGCGCAUUUCUUGAACUGUUUGUUGGGGGCGUGUCCGACGCCCGGCAUCAGUCCGGCGGAGGGCGUGGCGGGGGGUCGGGGCGCGGGGCGCGGGGGUCGCGGGCGCCGCUCCCGCAAGCACGCGCACUCGCAGCCCGCCGCCUCGCCGCUCCCCGACUGGCAGAACCUCACGCCCAAAUCGCUCUUUGCACAGAUUAAACAAGAGUUGAAGGCGUAUUGGGGAUAUGAUCUUAAUGCCGAGAACAUGGAAUCUAUAAUCGAAAAACACAGUAUUCAGAAAAUAUCACUUCUCAGGUCCUUCGCACUAAAAGUAGGCUUGCAAGUUAUGUUAAGAGAAUACGACUUUGACAAUAAAAACAAGGCACCGUUUGCAAGUGCGGACAUUAUGAAUAUUUUCCCCGUCGUUAAACAUAUCAAUCCACGCGCUUCAGACGCAUACAAUUUCUACACGACGGGUCAGAACAAAAUCCAAGCCGGCGCCGUGUCCGAAGGUCACGAACUGAUCGCUGAGGCUCUGAACUUGCUGAACAACGUGUACGGCGCCAUGCACGGCGAGAUCGCGCAGUGCCUCCGCAUGGUGGCGCGCCUGUGCUACGUCACCGGCGAGCACCGGGACGCCAUGGCCUACCAGCAGAAGGCGGUGCUUAUGUCCGAGAGGGUCAACGGCAUUGAUCACCCUUACACUAUUACAGAAUAUUCACAUUUGGCGUUAUACUGCUUUGCCAACGGUCAAGUGAGCACCGCAUUGAAGCUACUGUAUCGAGCCCGCUACUUGGCAUUGAUCGUUUGCGGCGAAAACCACCCAGAGAUGGCGCUGCUCGACAGCAACAUCGCGCUGAUCCUGCACGCGGUCGGCGAGUACGAGCUGUCGCUGCGGUUCGCGGAGCGCGGGCUGGCGGUGACGAGCGGCACGCACGGGCCGCGCUCGCUGAAGGCGGCCGUGGCGCGCCACCUGCUCGCGCGCACGCUCUCCUGCCUCGGCGACUUCCGGGCGGCGCUCGCGCACGAGAAGGAGACCUACUCUAUCUAUAAGCAUCUGUUGGGCGAGAAGCACGAGAAGACGCGCGAGUCGUCGGAGUGUCUCCGUCACCUGACGCAGCAGGCGGUGGUGCUGCAGAAGCGGCUGGCGGAGGCGUACGCGCGCGCCCCGCACCACGCGCACCACGCGCCGCUGCACAUCCAGCCGCCCGGCAUGGCCUCCGUCAUCGACAUGCUCAACCUCAUCAACGGUAUACUCUUCGUGCAAAUCAGCCCGCAAGACAUCGAGCAGUUCAAAGCUGAGAUAGAGAAAAGACAACUGAAGGAUUUGCCCGUUCCUGGAACUCUGACCGAUCUCGGCGGAGAAGUCGACGACGAGAAAUCUAAUUCCGGCGCGCCGUCCGCGAGCGGCGACACGAAGGAGGCGCCGGCCAGUUGAAGGGGCCGCCGUCCCGUCGGUCGCGAGACGCUCGUCUCCGGUCCCCGACUCCCCCCCACACUCGUCGAAUGUUGCUAUGUACGUUAUCAUUUUAACCGAUUGACAGAUAUUAUUGUUCCUUAUAUUUGAAUGUAUGCGGUAGCGAAUAGUGUGCUGAUGUUUGAUGUAGAUUUUUAUUUAGUAGAAAAAAAUAUAUAUUGUGGAUAUCGUUUGAACAAAUAAUUAAGAAUUAUUUUUGAAUGAAUUGUCGCCACGUGCAAUAGUUGGACGUUCGAAAUUGGCAGGCGUAGUUUUAUUAAUAAUUGGUUUUAUGCUUUCGGGAUUUAUAAUUUCAAUGGUCACCAAAUGUAGUGCAAUUUUAAGUAGUGAUAUAGCCAUAAGUUUUGGUUGUGAACCUGCGGCCUGUGCAUAAUGGCCACUGGUGCUACUGCCGAUUUAACCCUAAAUGAUUUUAUUAUGAAUUGUUAUUGUCGAGUAUUAUUUUCUUUUCUAUUAUAAACGUAUAUUGUUGAAACAUCCAUAAUAGUAGAAAUUUGGUUAUAUUGUCAUUGAAAUGUAACAUUAUCUUUGUCCCUUGAUUUUCUUAAAUUACAAUUAUUGAUGAAGAGUAUGUACGCGUUUCUGAAUGAUAAAUAAAACUGCCUCUAUUGUUACAGAUUAUAUUCUGGUUUAGUUAUUAGUGCCAUAUUAUAAGCAUGUAGUGAUUUUAGUCGUAAAUUUUUGUUAGUCUGUGAUAUAGAAGAUUUUAUCAUCGAAAUGCUUCAUGCUAUAAUCAUAUCAAACUCCAAAUGCUAAUUACUAAACUAAUCAAACACUUCCUUACAUCUAAUAUAUUCGUGACGUCAAAUCAACAAAUCUUGUCCGGGGAAAUCUUCUAAAUUUAGAUAAGUGUUGAGAUAUGGACUUAUUGUUGUGUAUUUCAUUAAUGAAAUACAAACUUUACCUUAAAACCUUACGAUCGUUACUUGCGUCUCUGCGGAUUGUAUUCUGUUAUUUAUUCCUAACCUUUAUAAAAAAUAACUCCUGUUUAAGUUUCUUUUCUCGUUCAAUUUCAUCAUCAUUCAUUAUAAAAAUGAUUAUUCUACUUAAUGUAUGGGUAUAUACAUAUAUAGCAGGUCGCUGGGAGUGCGCGUGUAUCGCGCUGUAUUUAUCUAAAUAUAAGAAUGUUGUUCGAUGAUCACGUGCCUAAUCUAACGAGUUGUUGUUGUUACAUUUCUUUAACAAUAUGAUACCAUGUAAAUAUGGCGCUGUUCGUAGUUUAAAUAAAGAAUAAAUCGUUUUUAA